Truncatella angustata is the source of this 987-nucleotide messenger RNA. RefSeq names its product putative translation elongation factor eEF-1B gamma subunit. The transcript is spliced from 3 exons. The record is from RefSeq and is a predicted model, not a curated record. NCBI's taxonomy places the organism in Eukaryota, Fungi, Ascomycota, Sordariomycetes, Amphisphaeriales, Sporocadaceae. Gene Ontology annotation, cellular component: nucleus; cytoplasm. The coding region runs from base 204 to 881 and encodes 225 amino acids. Gene Ontology annotation, biological process: translational elongation.
AAACAAUUGGCCAAGCGCUGACCACUCAUACAAUUUGUCAUGCAAGCAUGCGGCAAGGAAUGCGAUACACCUUGUAGACCUUGGACGCUUACAAAUGUCAAGAGAUCGCCUUGUAUACUUAUUGAGCAUAUACCUAUGUAUCACCAUUACUUUUCACUGUCUUGAUCUCCGUUCAUUUGGAUUCGACGGCAUCUUGAAGCACAAUGGCCCCAUUUGGAACACUAUAUACUAUCCCAGGACGAGUACAUCCAAGAACAAGAAAGAUCUUCGCCGCUGCGACGUUGAACGGCCUUGAGCUUCAAGUACCGAGUGACUUUGAGCCUGGCGAGACCAACAAGACGCCUGAGUUUUUGAACAAAUUUCCAUUGGGCAAGGUCCCAGCUUUUGAAACCCCAGAAGGCUUCAAGUUGGUCGAGAGUUCUGCCAUCGCAUCGUACAUUGCAGGACAGGGCUCCAAACGCGACCAAUUGCUGGGCGCAACUGCGGAGGAUCGCGCUAGGAACGAACAAUGGAUUCUUUUCAACGAGCUGCAUCUUGAGACAACCGCUUAUACGUUAGCUGCAUGGCGCAUGGAAAUUGAAGAAUUCGAUGCGAAGAAAGAGAAAGCAGCUGCAAAAGACCUAGUCAGAUGGUUGGACUAUUACGAAUCACAUUUGGCAGGAAGGCAGUGGUUCAUCAACGCUGAUGGGGCAGGGCCGAGUUUGGCUGACUUGACUAUCGGCGGGACAUUGUUCGCGUUGUACUUUGUGUAUGUGGAUGCGGAAAUGCGCCCACAAUACGCGAAUAUCUUGGCCUUCUUCGAAAGAUUGAAGCAGACAACGGGAUUGAUGGAAUUGUAUACUGGGCCAAUGGUUGACAAGAGAAAAGCAUGCCCCAACUGACUGGGCGCUGGCACUGCUGGAUCGCAAAUAGACAUCUAACACAGGUUCGGCAUAGAAAAUAUGAGGUACAAUUGAGAUGUAGGGCAACUCUGGUCAGUCAUUUCCC